CCUAAAUUAUCUCAGUUUGAAAAUGCUGCUCCUGAGUGCAGUAGCUUUUUUGCUUCAGCUCUCGUUGAGCAGCUGCAGUAGCAGCAAAUUUAUAGUAAAUCCAGAAACGCAUAGGAUACUGGACACGGAAGGUCGAACCCGGUUUUUCCACGGUACUAAUGUUGUUUAUAAAACUGCUCCGUUUGUUCCAGAUACAUCUAGCUUUGAUGCGAAGGAGUCCUUCAGUGUAGAGGAUGCAGACCUACUGGCCUCUAUGGGAUACAAUAGCAUAAGAUUAGGUGUGCUCUGGGCUGGAUACGAACCAACAAUGGGAGAAUAUAAUGAAACCUAUCUAGAUAUAGUUGAGGAAAUUGUAAAUAUGGCUGGAGAAAGGGGUAUUUAUUCUUUACUAGACAUGCAUCAGGAUGUGUUUAACAGAAAGUUUUGUGGGAAUGGUGUUCCUGACUGGGCAGCUAUUCAUGAUGAGAACAAUUUUCCUGUUCCACUUGCUGAGGAAUACGAAACAGAUGAAAACAUAUAUCCGGGGAGAGUUGACUGUGAUAGUAUUCCUUGGCCUAACUACCAUUUUACAUAUGCUUUAGAACAGUCUGUGGGGAGGCUGUAUCAGAACUACGAUGGAUUGCUUGAUAGGUUUGUGGAAUUUUGGGGGAAAGUAGCAGAACGAUUCAGUGAGAAUGAAUAUAUUCUUGGCUAUGAGAUAAUGAAUGAGCCUUGGUGUGGAAAUACCUAUGAAGAACCUGAACUACUUAUUCCAGGUGUUGCUGACAACAGAUAUUUGCAGCCUAUGUAUGAUGCUGUCAAUGACAGGAUUCGUGAACAUGAUCAAACUCAUCUUAUUUUCUUCGAAUCGGUUACAUGGGAAAUUGCUGGAAUAGGUGAGACUUACGGAUUUGCUCAUCCCCCUGGAGGAGAUGACUUUAAAAAUAGAUCUGUAUUAUCCUUCCACAACUCUGUUCUUCCUGAGGUUACUCCGGAUGAUAAGUACUAUGAUCUGAGAGCCAAAGAAAUCAAACGGCUAGGCAUUGCUGGGUUUGUCACGGAAACAAAUAAUGAUAGGAAUCAGUUAGACUUAAUGGAUGAUCUGGUAAGGUGGGGAUACUCCUGGCACCAUUGGGCAUACAAAUGGUAUGGAAACGUUACCUGGGAUAAUAAUGGAUUAUUUUUAACAGAAAAUACUUAUGACAAGUGCUCUGGUUCCAUGGAUGAAUGUUUAGAUAUAGAAAAGGUUAAAACCUAUGCUAGAAUUUACCCACAAACUAUUGCUGGGGAGGUGAAAUAUUUUCAUUAUGCGGCGGAUUCAAGGGAAGCCAUAUUUAUCUACAAGCCUGAUACACGUAUUCCUGGGAACACAAUUUUAGCCGUUCCAGAAUGGAAUUAUGAAAAUGGAUACACAGUAACAAUUUUCCCAAGUUUGGUGAAUUGGAAGAAGGGGUGUUGCACUCUAGCUUUGAAUGCUACAAUUGAGUUGGAGGUGAACAGUGAAUGGACAAACGAAGAAAUAUCAGUGAUUUUAACUCCAGCUUAAAUUCAAUAAAUCAUCAUUUGUAUAA
Messenger RNA from Eurytemora carolleeae, 1550 nucleotides. RefSeq names its product endoglycoceramidase. The transcript has 23 exons. Bases 23 to 1525 code for a protein of 500 amino acids. Gene Ontology annotation, molecular function: hydrolase activity, hydrolyzing O-glycosyl compounds. The record is from RefSeq and is a predicted model, not a curated record. Lineage: Eukaryota; Metazoa; Arthropoda; Copepoda; Calanoida; Temoridae.